Hippoglossus stenolepis (Pacific halibut) is the source of this 1576-nucleotide messenger RNA. It is a transcript of the gene tlcd3bb, whose product is annotated as TLC domain containing 3Bb. Gene Ontology annotation, cellular component: endoplasmic reticulum; membrane. NCBI's taxonomy places the organism in Eukaryota, Metazoa, Chordata, Actinopteri, Pleuronectiformes, Pleuronectidae. Gene Ontology annotation, biological process: lipid homeostasis; ceramide biosynthetic process. Bases 13 to 921 code for a protein of 302 amino acids. The transcript is spliced from 6 exons. Gene Ontology annotation, molecular function: sphingosine N-acyltransferase activity. The record is from RefSeq and is a predicted model, not a curated record.
UCACCGGGGACCAUGCUGACCAUCCUAGCUGCUGGGUCUGUGUUCUUUCCAGGUCUUUUCCUUCUGUCCAAACAAUGUCUCAAGUCCAUCCCGGCGCUCAGAUGGAGCGAAGGAGAUGCAGUCAUUGUGUCGGCCAGGUUGGUGUCGUCAGUCCAGGCAGUCAUGGCUUCCUCAGCUGGCUACAUCAUUGCUUCUUCCUGCGAGGACAUCAUCGAGGACCAGCAUUGGCUGACGAGCUCUUACAUCAUGUUCGCCGUUCCCUACUUUGUGUACGACAUCUACGCAAUGUUCAUGUGCUACUGGUACAAGCUACGGGUCAAAGGGCACGAGGAGGCCUCGGCUGCACCCCAGCAAAUGAGCUCAGCACUGACCAGCUACCUGCGUCGCGAGUUCCUCAUGGUGCUGCACCAUGUUGUCAUGGUCACCGUCUGCUUCCCCGUCUCUGUGUUUUGGCGACAAGGAAAGGGAGAUUAUUUCCAGGGUAUAAUGUUCAUGGCUGAGCUCAGCACUCCGUCUGUCUGCUUAGGAAAAAUACUCAUCCAGUACAAACAGCAACACACUAUCCUGCACAAAGUGAAUGGGGCUCUAAUGCUGAUCACUUUUUUCAUCUGUCGAGUCCUCCUCUUCCCUUACCUCUACUACGCCUAUGGAAGGUACGCCUCCAUCCCCUUCCACAUGGUUCCCUUCAAAGUGCCAUGGCACUGUAACCUCGGUGCUGCUCUGCUCAUGGCCCCCCAGCUCUAUUGGUUCUCCCUAAUUUGCAGGGGCGCCCUGCGACUAUUCAUGGGCACCUCCCGCUCUCAGAGACCACGCCCGACUACAGCCGCACCAAAGGAGAGCCAGACAGACGGCAGCGCACUGCCCCAGCCCGCUAACGGCUACAGCACCCGCUCCACAGAGCCCGAGCUGUCCACUCACUGAGAAGAGUGGAGGGGAGGGGGGGAGGGAAGGAAGGCGAAUGUACCAAUGAGUUUGUAAAGGAAAGAAAGCUGUGAGGGGAAAAGUGAGACUUGAAACAAGUAGCAAUAUGAAGAAAGCUACAGACAAUGGCGUCACAGAGCGCUGAAGUCUUUGUGGCCAGCAGUCAGACUCUAACAGCUGAAUGAUUUGGUUGCUGGCCCUCAAGCACUUCGGCUUCUCAGUUUGUAGGAAACAAUGGUGUGUUAGCACACUCUGUAUUUAAAGAUGUCAUCGGGCACUGUGACAGAAAGGAACAUGCACUGACCUGAGAGGAAUUUGCCUGGAUGUAUAGCGAGCAUUGAUGGCUAUUUCCCUCAUGUAGAUCAAAUUCAGUCCUCUCUGCCUCACGGUAUGGGAAGAGCAGGAAAAUAGGAAUGUAUAAUAUUGUAUGUUAGUACAUUUGCUGUAGAUGAAAGGCCUAAUUCAGUUUAGUAAUGAAGAAGACCUUCAAAAAAGAGAAAAAAAUCCCGGCUCAGCAGUAUUUUGACUUGUUAGUGUUUAUUAUCUGUAUCCUCUAUGUAGUCACUGUCACUCUAACAAAAUGUAACCAACCUGCAGACUGACUCAUCUUUAGAAGGGAGAUAAUCUCACCAGACUGUAUUCUGCUGCCUUAUCC